AUGGACAUGGAGAUGGAGCAGAGGAUGAUGGGGUGCCAGAUCCCGGCGUUCGGGGUGUGGAACUACUGCAGCGACCUGCCCAUCACGCAGUACUUCGACCUCGCCAUGCAGGCCAGGCUGCUCAAGCGCCACCGCCGCUGCUGCGACGCCGGUGGCGGUGAACGCCGCCUCGUGCUCUUCGGCGCGUCGCCGUCUCCACGCAAGCCGCCCCAGAUCAAGGUGAUAAGGAGGGAAGUCGGGGAGAAGCAGAGCGACGGCGGCGAGCUGCUGCGGGAGCUGGACGGCGGCAUGGGAGGGAGGGUGGCUUCUGACAGCGCGACCAAGCGCGUGGCUGCUGCCGGGGCCGUGGACGAGGACCUCUACAAGGUGCCACGGCCGCUCGUAUACCAAAAACCUCGAAAGACGAGGAAGGUGGUCUGGAGUUUGUGGAUUGGGUGCCUGGGGCUUGACUGCAUCGCCUAA
This is a messenger RNA of Triticum turgidum subsp. durum (durum wheat), 462 nucleotides long. The record is from the annotation of a GenBank genome assembly. NCBI's taxonomy places the organism in Eukaryota, Viridiplantae, Streptophyta, Magnoliopsida, Poales, Poaceae.